AUGGCGGCUAAGAAACUGUUUACCGGGGCCCAUAAUGGCCAUAGAAUUAUUGAAAUUAAGGACAUUGUUGAUGAAAAAAAAAAGCUUGUAGAGAAAGACACAGCUUAUCUUAAAGACGACAUCAUUCCGAAAUUAGAAAAAGCAGAUACAGAAUUAGAAUCCAAAUUAGCUGCUUUAAAUGCUAAAUGUGACAAAUUAGAACAAUUAGUCAUUGAACAUGGAGAUAAAUGGCAGCGAUGCGUUGAGGAAAUCGUGGCAAAAAACAAGAAAGAUAUUGCAGAUAUGAGAGGAAAUGGCAUUAGAAAAUUAAAAGAAUACCAGAAGGAAGUCAAAAAUGCUCUUGAAAGCCUAAAUGAAAUUGCUCUUCAAAACGAAAUGAUUUUUCAGUCCAUGGACGUUACUGUAGAAAUCGCAUCCUUCCACACUGGAAUAACAGAUUUGAGGAGGAUAGCAUGUCUAAAUACAGAGAAGGUGUGGGUGACAGGACAUAAUAGUAAAGCCAUUACUCGUAUCAACUUACAAGGUUCUGUGCAGGAGACCGUUAUCUCUACUUGUCCAAAUCAUCCUAGUGACAUUUCAGUUUCAAAAAAAGGACAUCUGCUGUACACUGAUGUACAAAAUGAAGUAAUCAAUGACGUCCACCAGACAAGAGCACAGAUCAAAGCACUACAGGGAUGGAAACCAGUAGGACUGUGUUGCACACAAUCAGGAGACAUACUGGUCAGUAUGCGCACAUCUAAUUAUGAACAACGUAAAAUUAUCCAAUAUGAAGGCCAAACAAUAAAGCAGGAGAUAGAGAAGGACGACCAUGGUCAUCCACUAUAUAAAGGAGGAGAAUACAUGCUCUCUGUGACGGAAAACAACAACGGGGUUAUCUGUGUAUCUGACGUCAAUGGUAAGAUAGUCAUUGUGGUGAAUAAGGCAGGAAUACUACGGUUCCGAUAUAAAGGAGAGCAAUCUAAGAAGGAGCAGUUUUUUCCUACUAGUAUUGUCACAGACUCCGCGGGUCGAAUAAUAGUACGGGAUGUCAGGAAUUCCUGUACCCACAUCAUUGAUCAGGACGGUCAGUUUCUCCGUCGUCUAGAUUUAUGUGGAAUAAUGAGUCUAGACACACUGGGACGACUGUGGGUGGGGCAGUUUGAGAGUGGAAAUGUGAAGGUCAUCACAUAUACAGAAUAA
Molecule: messenger RNA, 1179 nt
Organism: Saccostrea cuccullata (small rock oyster)
Lineage: Eukaryota; Metazoa; Mollusca; Bivalvia; Ostreida; Ostreidae
Exons: 3
Coding region: 1-1179 (392 amino acids)
Biological process (GO): protein polyubiquitination; negative regulation of translation; proteasome-mediated ubiquitin-dependent protein catabolic process
Molecular function (GO): translation repressor activity; ubiquitin protein ligase activity
Source: RefSeq, a predicted model, not a curated record